AUGGGGCUGCUGGACAAACUGUCAGGCUGGCUCGGCCUGAGGAAGAAAGAGGUCAACGUUUUGUGUUUGGGACUGGACAACAGCGGCAAAACUACCAUCAUCAACCAACUCAAACCGGCUAAUACACAGGCACAAGACAUAGUCCCAACAAUUGGCUUCAACAUUGAAAAGUUCAAGAGUUCAAGCCUGUCUUUUACAGUCUUUGAUAUGUCUGGACAGACCAGAUAUAGGAACCUAUGGGAACAUUACUACAAAGAAAGCCAUGCCAUCAUAUUUGUCAUUGACAGCAGUGACAAACUGAGAAUGGUUGUUGCCAAAGAGGAGCUAGAUACUCUUCUCAAUCACGAAGAUAUCCAAAGCAAAAAGAUACCAGUACUGUUCUUUGCUAACAAGAUGGAUCUGCGGGACGCCAUGUCUUCUGUCAAGGUCUCACAGAUGUUGUGUUUGGAGAACAUCAAAGACAAGCCCUGGCACAUCUGUGCCAGCAAUGCUAUCAAAGGAGAGGGCCUACAGGAAGGGUUGGACUGGCUACAAGAACAAAUUGCACAAUCACAUCAAAACAAUGAACACAUGAAUGACUGAAAUGCCUCGGACACUGGACGCGAUGUGGUAACUGGGCCUCAUUCACCAUUUGGAGAAUUUGUCACACUUGAUGUUGUAGGCCUUAAAUGUCAAUGUCAAAUAACCCAGUAGUUCCUGCGCGUGCUACGACUUUGACACCAUGAAAAACAAAUCCCGAUGAUAGUAUAAUUUGGAUAUGACUUACUCAAUUAUCUAAAGCACCCACCACUAGUUAGUCACCAAUGUUACACAUCAUUACUGACACAAAUGUGAAUGCAGUCUGAAUAACUUAGUGUAAACUGAAAAUAUCCUUAAUUCUGUUUCUGUAUGCAGUUAACAUUUAAACAUUUUUAUUUAAAGCAGCUUCUUUUGUAUUCCAUGACACAUUUUAUUUUAGCUUUAAUUAACUUUUUUGAAAACGCUGUAAGUGCUGAAUAUUGUACCACCUGGAGGAUA
Molecule: messenger RNA, 1017 nt
Organism: Micropterus salmoides (largemouth bass)
Lineage: Eukaryota; Metazoa; Chordata; Actinopteri; Centrarchiformes; Centrarchidae
Product: ADP-ribosylation factor-like protein 6
Exons: 8
Coding region: 1-582 (193 amino acids)
Biological process (GO): cilium assembly; protein localization to cilium; intracellular protein transport
Cellular component (GO): axoneme; cytoplasm
Molecular function (GO): GTPase activity; GTP binding
Source: RefSeq, a predicted model, not a curated record